AUGGCGGCAGUUCUCGAGUUCUGCUCACUUCCUUUCAAGAUCUCUGAUGCCCCCAUCGCGAAUGAAGAGACCAGCAUCUAUGUCAGAUGCCACGAUCGAUUGUUCUCAAACGUCACCGUUGUGGAUGAGAAUGGCCAAGAGCUCUUCGUUGGAGGAGGACCUGGUCCAAUGAAGUCUUGGUCAUGGCGUCGACAGGUGAAAGACACUUCGGGUGUGCCGAUCUUCGACCUCCGACAUCACGGGUCGGCAAUGAAGAACCUCUGGACGGUGGAAAGUCCAGAUGGUCAGCGUAUAGCGGAGCUGAAACAUGUCUCUUCUGGGCGCCGAUCAGAUCUUGAUAUGGUCGUUCCCACCGGAAAAGACAAGGAAGACGACGUGGUGCUGCAGGUUCGGCAGAAGGACCAGAGUGCAAUUACGACUAGGGUGUUCUCCAAAGACGUCUGUAUCGCCGAACUGCUGUUGCAGGAGUCAAACGAUAUCUCCAAUCUCAGUCAAGUUGACAGAAGCUCUUGGAAGGUUCGGAUUGCCGGGGGUGUAGAUCCAGCAGUGGUAAGCCAUCUAUCGAUCUUGGAUAUCGGUUGA
Messenger RNA from Alternaria viburni, 582 nucleotides. RefSeq lists its product as uncharacterized. NCBI's taxonomy places the organism in Eukaryota, Fungi, Ascomycota, Dothideomycetes, Pleosporales, Pleosporaceae. The coding region runs from base 1 to 582 and encodes 193 amino acids. The record is from RefSeq and is a predicted model, not a curated record. The transcript has a single exon.